GCACAGUACACUCAACGUGUUUGGUGGACCGCCAUGGCGGACUUCUCGCGGUCAAGUUCUGUCUGACUCAGAGCGGGGCUGGGCUGCCCGCUCCAGGCUGCCCCACGCCAGCAUGUGAUGCUGAACAUGAACAUGAAGUACACAUUGAGUGCAGACCUCGCUGUGUUUUAACAUAUGUUGUUCACCCGCCAGUUGACGCAACUCUUGGAUUCAGCCCGCGGUCAUGUCGGAAUCCAGUCACGACCGAGACCCUUCUAGUUCAGUUUCGGGUGCCGAACCGCCUACGAAUGCUGCUGAGCGUACUCGUCCUCCUACUGCUCCUCCUCCUGCUCCUCCUCCACCUCCGCUUCCCCCACGGUUGGUUAGCGCCCGGCCUCCGCAACCUGUCGAGCACCGGCGCUCCCCUGAUCUUGACAAGCUGGCCUCGAUGCCUGAAAACCCUCUGUUCCGGAGGCUGCAGCCACCGCCAUAUGCGUAUAAGCCAACCUGGUACUUCUUCUAUAGCACCCUGACGAGCCCAGCUAUAUUGCGAGGGGUCUUGGGCCUUGAGUCGGAACCGGUCUUGCGCAGUGCCAAAACCUAUGGCUACGAACUUGCCAACUGGGGCCAGUACAAAACCCUCAUUGACAGCGAGCCUGGAACAGAAGUGACAGGCCGCGCCUACAUGGUCCAGUCUGCUGAGCAAGAGCGCAAGCUCGCCUACUACGAGACCAACGCGUACCGUCUAGCGCCCUGCGCGAUAUACUUCUCUGACAGUCCUGACGGGAAAGCGGAUGAGGUCCCAGCCAUCGGUAAAACCUUCCGGUAUGCCGGAGAUGCCCAAGCUCUGAAGCAAGGUCGCUUCGACUGGGCUCUGUGGGAAACGCAGAUGGGUAUACAAUUGCCGCCGAAGUGGCGUAGAGGAGAAGAGGGGGCUGAAGAGAAGGGCAAGGCAGAACAGGCCGUGGAAGGCGAGACUAGGGGCGUGGGGAGGAGCGCCAGCACUGAGCCUGGAGGCUUGAAAGAGAUACCGCCAAGCCACUGACCUCGUGUUUAUGGUAUCAUUUCCCGCGUCCCUACCCCUUGUGUCAUUGGGAUUUCGCGUAGUUAAAUACUCAAUAACUACCUUACGCUAUUGCUGAUUUU
Messenger RNA from Thermothielavioides terrestris NRRL 8126, 1125 nucleotides. RefSeq lists its product as uncharacterized. The record is from RefSeq and is a predicted model, not a curated record. NCBI's taxonomy places the organism in Eukaryota, Fungi, Ascomycota, Sordariomycetes, Sordariales, Chaetomiaceae. Bases 224 to 1024 code for a protein of 266 amino acids. The transcript has a single exon.